Aricia agestis (brown argus) is the source of this 796-nucleotide messenger RNA. RefSeq names its product dynactin subunit 6 (gene DCTN6-p27). The transcript has 4 exons. Gene Ontology annotation, molecular function: dynein complex binding. Gene Ontology annotation, cellular component: dynactin complex. The coding region runs from base 45 to 614 and encodes 189 amino acids. Gene Ontology annotation, biological process: mitotic spindle organization. Lineage: Eukaryota; Metazoa; Arthropoda; Insecta; Lepidoptera; Lycaenidae. The record is from RefSeq and is a predicted model, not a curated record.
CCACAAUAAUAUUUAAACAUUUGGAUUAAAAACUAAAUUUAAACAUGUCACACAACGUAAAGAUUUUGCCUGGAGCGACGGUUUGUGAAGACUGCACCCUGGAAGGUGACAUCACUAUUGGUGGUGGAACAGUCAUCCAUCCAAGAGUCACUAUCAUUGCAGAAGGAGGUCCCAUUAUCAUCGCAGAAUACUGCAUUAUAGAAGAAUAUUCUACUAUUAUACACAAAAAAAGUGAAAAUCAGGAGAAUCCUCCAAAGCCUUUAUUUAUUGGGGCGUACAAUGUUUUCGAAGUUGGCUGCAAGUUGGAGUCGCCCUGUGGUCACAUAGGGGAAAGUAAUGUGUUUGAGUGCCGAUCUUAUGUGGGAGUUGAUGUCAAGAUUGGCAGUGGAUGUGUUAUAGGUGCAGCGUGUCAACUCACAGCACCACAGACUUUACCAGAUAACACCGUCAUUUGGGGCUCCGAACAUCACAACAGAGAGGCCCUGGAAAAACAGCCUUCACAACUCUUGCAGCUUGAUUUUCUUGGCAAAGUGAUGCCUAACUAUCAUAGAUUAAGAAAGCCGAAUGUCCAUAAGCGACAACCCCAAAAACAACCUGAAGCAGCAAAAUCAUAAUAGCAUAGUUCUUACAAAGUAUUUGUACUUAUAUUUUGCUUCAUUGCAAAAAGUCUUACGAAAAUUAACAACUAGUAUCCAUCUUAAUUGAUGAACUUAAUUUAUACUGUUUAAUUCUUAAACUUUUAAUUUGAGAUUAAGAUAAUUAUAUUUAUAUUUAUUAACAUUAAAAACAUAAGCUU